CCCAGCCAAUAUUGUUGCAGAGAAGUUGCUCUUGAGAGUGGAAUAAGAGUAGAAUAUUUAGAGUAUUAGUAUUAUGUCAUUCAGUGGAAGUUAGGCUAAGUUUAGACUUCCGAAAUUACAUUUAAAUAGCCUUUUCUAGUCACAACAACAACAAACCAAUCUCGAAGCACACCAUUUUUUAGUAGAAUCGUAACUUACUAGAAAACAAGUGAACCACAACGGCGUCAAAUAUGUACAAUCCAUAAAACACUAACGUGCCCUCGGCGUACAAACUGGUGAUGCGCAGGCGCUAUGACCGUCAGACUUUAUUUAUGUCGGAUCCAAGAUGGUGACGAUGUGGGGGGAGUUGUGAUACCAAACCGGGGAUUGGAGACUAGGAAACCGGGGGAACAAAGAACGAGUGGCUGGGUGAGAGAGGAUGGAUACAAGUAGGAAAGUGCCCUUUAUCACUCUGUCUUCUGGUGACGUGCCAAGGAAGAAACGUGUUGAAGAGGAAGGCGGCCUGAAAAAAGAUUCACACCAGGAGCAGCACCCCAGUGAGGUUCAAGAGAAGGCAAUCCGAUUAGAAUUGAAACUGAGUGAACCCACGGACAAAAGCUGUUCCGAGUUUAUCUAUACCGAAUUAGUAAGGUCUGCAAGAGUACGGCACCGCAAUUCUCAGAAUCCUGUGGUAAAUCCCAAUGAUCCAUUCAAUGAUGAUGAACGAGAGAAAAAGGAGGUAGAAGCCCUGGCUCGGAAAUUUGAGGCCAAAUAUGGUGGGAAGAUUUACAAACAUCGGAAAGAUCGUAUGCAAGAUCUUAUUGACAUUGGAUAUGGUUAUGAUGAGACGGACCCCUUCAUUGAUAAUUCUGAAGCUUAUGAUGAGCUGGUUCCUGCUUCUCUCACAACAAAACUUGGAGGGUUUUACAUCAACACUGGGACUUUACAGUUCCGUCAAGCUUCCGAAUCAGAUGAUGAGGAUCGUGCUGUGAAUGCGAAACCAAAAAUACCCAGGAUAUCCAGACUGAAGGACGGAAAUGAGAGGGUGAUUAAAAAACGGAAAAGAAAAGAGGAAAGUGGCGAAAGAGAAACUCAACAAAAGUUGAAACUUUCUAAACAAAUGGGUGUCACUCCAUUGAAUGCUCACAAACCUAAGAAAAAGAAAGCGUACAAGGAUCUGGCAGAAAUGAUCAGGAAGUUCCAAAAGGAGAAGGAAGCUUUGCUGAAAAAAGACUCUAAUCCAAAACCACCAAUGACUGUAUCCCUCAAACCACCAGCACCUUCAGCUAACACAGAUAUUAGUGACUUAAAUCUUGGCCCAGACCCUGAACUCUCUUUUCCAAAUGAGCUCCUUCAGGAAGCUGCCAGUGCCUUUGAUCUGCUUGAAGAUAUUGAUUUUGAUAAACUGUUGGACAGUGCUACAGAUGGCGGCAGUCCUGGUUCUGAAUGUGGGGAAGAGAACGGGAAGUCUUCUCAUACAGAUAACACAACUUUGCAAGUAACUAUCCCAAAGCAAAUACCUCCCCUACCAGAAGGUCUGCCUGUUUCUCUGGAGAAGCGGAUUGAGGAUCUCCGAGAGGCUGCAAAACUGUUUGAUGAAGAAGGUCGGAAGAAAUUCUUCACCCAGGAAAUGAAUACCAUUCUUCUAGAUAUUGAACUGCAGCUGCAGGAGCUGAACCCUUCACUUAGUGAUGGAGUCUACUCACAUCUGGAAGCCUUUGUACCCUGCAAUAGAGAAACAUUGAUUAAAAGAUUGAAAAAACUUCACCUUAAUGUGCAGGAUGAUCGUCUGAAGGAACCUCUCCAGAAACUGAAAGUGGCUAUCACAAAUAUGAUGCCUGAACAGUUAGUACGGUAUCAGGAGGUUUGCCAGGCACACAGUCAGGCCAGAUUUGCAAAGAUGCAGGCUGGUGAAGAUAAAGAAAAAAAUGGGUCUGAAGAGGAGGAUGAUGAAAAACCGGGCAAGAGAAUUGUGGGUCCAAGAAAGAAAUUCCGGUGGGAUGAAAAUGCCAGAUCUCUGUUGUGUAACCUGAUCAGAAUUAAACUGGGAUGCUAUGAACUGGAACCAAGUAAACCACAGUCAGUUGAAGAUUACUUGAAGGCAUUUAUGGAGACAGAACUCAAGCCUCUAUGGCCCAAAGGAUGGAUGCAGUCUAGAAUGCUGUUCAAGGAAAGCCGAAGCGUUCACAGGCAUUUGACUGCAGUUCCGUCCAAAAAGAAGGUGAUGCUUGCUCCCAAACCAAAACUUAAGGAAUCCAGCCCAAAGAAAGAGCAGAAGACCAUAACACCUUCUACAGUGACUCCAAUGACGACUUCUGGUUCGGCUCCAGUGACAACUUCUGCUACAGCAUCUCUUAUUCCAACAUUGAGCUCUGCAACAUCAAGUACACCAGUUUCUAGUGCUGGCUCAACACCAGCUGCUGAGGCAAUAUGCUUGGAUGACUCUCUUGAUGAAGCUCUUUCUGUAAAACCACCUUCAUUGGAAUCAAUUUCAGAAGCAUUAGCAGUUCUCAAUAAUGCAGCUAAAGGCAUCCACAGCAUUUCAAACUCUGAUACUGCUGUUUCUAGACCCCGCUCAUCACUGAGAGAAGAAAAAUUAGCCACCAUCAUGAGCAAACUCCCUUUGGUUAAUGCUAAAACAUCAGAAUCAACUCAGGUUUCUGCUCCAGCAAGUCUUAUUGCUGGGCAUGUUGGCUCAUUGCCAAGUAAGCCCCAAGAUCCUCCUCCAGCUGGUGUUGGUCAAGGACUGAUUGCUGGGUCAUCAGCACAAAGUUCAAAGAUUCCUUCGGAUGCUUCCUCAGCUAAACUGCUUCAGCAAGGAGCUCAACGGUCAUCUUCACCUCAGGUCUCUUCUGUAUCACAUGGUCAGGUGACUAAGAUGCAUCAACAGUCAGCCAUGCACCAAAACAAUUAUGUUUCCCCUUUGCAAGCAACUAUCAGCAAAUCACUUACCAACCCUGUUGUCAGGUUAACUAACAAUCUUCAGUUGUCAUCUUUGAUGAAACCUCAAGAGAAGCAGUCUGCAUACAGGUCAACAUCGUCAUCAUCGUCAUCUUCAUCACCUUCAUCUGGAAGUAGCCCCAGUGUUUCCCACUCCUUAGCUUCCCGGACAGCUUCAAGCCCUUCCAAUUCUAGUGCCUACUCAUCCAAGGGUUCAGGGGCUCACGUUACCAACCAGGCAUUUAAGCCCCCCUUCUCUGUAGUUUCUACAUCAAAACAUAGCACAUCUCCAAGUUCAUCUAGUUCAGGCUCACCUGAUAUCCAGAGUAAUACUCUUCAUAAGCAGUCUGGAGGGAUUAAUAACAACAGGCAGCCAUCUGCUAGUUUGCUAGGUAAUAAUCGUUCAUCAAGUGGACAGUCUGUGAAACAUCCCCAUGUUACUUCCAAAUUAACCAAUCCUUUAUCUGGAAUAUCAAAUAAAAACAUCACUGGAACUGUUACCAAAAGCACUUCUGGAACUGUUAGCAAAAGCACUUCUGGAACUGUUAAAAGCAGCACUACUGGUACUGUUAGUAAACAUACUUCUGGAACUAUUAGUAAAAACACCACUGGAACUGUUAGUAAGAGCAGCUUAAGUGGAACUAGUAUAAGUUUGCCUGUUAGCAGAAGUAAUAUUAAUUCCAGUGGAACUAAUCAUAGGACUAGUGGGUCUGGGGGGACAGGAAGUGGAAUUACUAAACAACUGUCAAAUCCACAUAGACCAACUUCUUCCUCAGUGACUUCAUCUUCUUCAGCUGGUGUUCAGACGGAGGCCAAAGUCAAGGGGAGUCUAAGGUUCAGCGCAAAAUACAAUGAUUUCCUAAAAGUGGGAGAACCUGAAGAAAUUUUGAAUGAUCAUAAGAGGCCAUUUAUAGUAUGGCUUCCUGGUCAUAUGACUGCUUUUCCUGUCAAUGUUUACAUUCUUUGACCCCAAGCACUGUGGUGAGAGGGAAAUACUUGAUCAAAGCAAAAUGGAGAAUAUUAUUUCACAUGAACUUGGGAGACAACUUGAUCUUUGUAUAAGUAAGCCAGCUGCUGUUUAGCAGGGCUCUCUACAAGCCACAGAGCUACUCAGGUGACAUGUAAUGUUUCUGGAGGAAGUGGUUUUGAAAGGUCUUUUCAAAAUAUUGGGCCUAAUACUGACUUUUGUCUGUUUGGGACAUUUUCAAUAUGUUGCUUUGACUUGUGUACUAAAGUAUGGCCCAUCUCGGUCUGUGCUGUUAUGAUGGAGAAAAAUCAACCCUUUUGUACAGUCCUGUUUUAGAAGAUUAUAUUAAUGUUUGCUUUCCUUCAUUUUGAUUAAUGGGUUCUUGUCAAACCUCUUCCUAGAAUGCUUUUAUUCUGCUGCUAAACCUGGAUUCAUCCUUAUACAACUUUAAUUUCUUACCACAGAUUUAGUUUUCACUGUCCUGUGCUCCCACCCAUUUGCAAGUAUGAUUUUUGAACUCAGCGCCAUUGGAUCAGUUUUGCAACGUCUAACAGCCUAGUGCAUCCAGAAUGUUGUUGUCAGUUUGUUUUCUUAUAUAGGAUGAGAGUGAAAGGAUUUUAGUUCUCUAUAUGCCACUCUUUUUUUUUUUUUUUUACUGAUAGUACCCGUUUUCUAAGGUUAUAAACCACUGUGUCCCAGUUUGGAAACUCUCUUUUGAAAGAAAUUUAAGUCAGUCAUGUUUGAAUUACAGCAGCCAUUAUUACUUUGUCAUAUUUUUGUUAUUUAACAUCUUCCCUUCCAGGUUUGUGGGAAACCCUGUGUUGCACAAGAACACAUUAUCUUUGUAUCCAUGUAUGAUGUAAAGGACCAGGUUUUUAGGUUGCUGGACGUACCCACCAGAGUUUUAAUUAAUUAAAGAUCGUUGCUGAUAGUUAUUCAUGGGAAGGAAGCUGAAGAAUUCAAAACCUAAUCUUUGUACUGGUUAAUUAAACAUUUGUCUUUCCUUGACUUACUGGUCCCUACUAUAGCAUAAUCAAAUGAAUUAAAUGCUGGAAAAAAAAAGCAGAACACAGUCUUGCCCAGAUCUUACACUUCUUAGGGAUUUUAUAUACCUAUGUUUACCAUUGUAAUACUUGCCUAGAUGAUUUUUUUUAAGUACAGUUUCUUUCUCCUGAUGUCUGUUGUAAGUUCGCUUUUGAAGCAUCUUCAUUGCAGUGCUGUAGAAACAAAAAUGUAUAUGAAUGUGGCUGGACACAUCAUUCCAUUUUAAAUUGGGAUAGUUUAGAAGUUUUAAAUCUCUUAGCACUGCAUCUGAGGUGUGGGGGCAUAUCCUUCAGUUUUGUCAAUGUGAUUUUUCCCCAAAUUUUCAUUCCAGAAUUGUGAUGCUUGCUUUUGUCUAAAGUCUCUUACCUACUUUAAAAUGUUUUCAUAACACCUUUCAGUUCAUCAGUUUGUAGCACAGUUUAGUUUUAUUUUCCCUUUUUUGUGGCAAAUGAGUUAAUGCUCCUUUAAGAUUUUGUGGACCAGCAAGAAUACCUGUGGAUUUCUUUUAUUUCUGGAAAGUGGUAUGUGUAUUAAUAAAGUAAAUCAUAUUCUGUCAUAAUAACUGUAGUUAAGGGAAGAAUUUAUAUCUGUAUAACCGACACAUUAUUUAAUUGGAUGGUGUGCUUGGCUUGUGCAUGUUUAAGCUACUUUCGGAUAAAAUGAUGCACAGAGUUAGUAUGUGUCUGGAUUUAGUUGCAGAUUUCAUUUGGGGAAAAAUGGCAGAGAUCUGGUGGAAAAUUUGUAUUCUUUGUUGUUCUGCCAUUUUAAGUAAAAUGCUACACCAGUUAGACUGGAAAAGAAUAAGGGCUGUAUUGUAAAGGGGGGGGGGGGUCAUGUUUUCAUAUUAUAAUUUGAUGACCUUUCUACUAGUGCUUGGUUUAGUUAUGCAAGCAUACCUUGGAGGUAUUUGCUUCACAAAACAAGUUUAUAGUAUUUUUUAAACUCUGUAUUCUGCUGAUAAAGACUAGCUAGCUAAAAAAUUUUGGUGCUGUUACAGCCUUUUUCCUUUCAGGAGUUUGUCACUGUGUCCUAUUGCAUUUCACAGGGAAUCAAAAAUAUGCAGAAAGAGUGGCAGUUAAGGAAUAGCAUGGAAUGUAACUGCAUUAUUAUUUUAAGUGUACAGACUUCUAAGAUGUAGCUUUUAUGUUUAUGUUCUUCCCCCGCAUUUGAACAUCUGUCUGUAUUUUCGUUUGCACAGAAUUCAUAACCACAGGCUGGUGGCCGUUUUAUAAAUUUUCUGUUAGUGGGCAUUAAGUUCCUUGUAUUUUUUAAUCUGGCAAGAUAAAAUAUCAUCUUAGGUGUAAGAAAGCCAAUUAAAGAACCCAGCACAUGAGUAAUUUUCAGUAGGUGCAGUAUUUCCAAUAGGUGCAGUAUUUUUAUCUAUUGGCAGCACAUUUAUGGCAUGUUAUAUGCCCAGCACUUAGUGUAGAGGACUUUUGAUAAGUUAUUGCUAAAAUAGUUUGAUGUGUUGAACUGGGGCAAUUAGAAAAAAAAAUUCCUCGUGAGGUAAUGUAAGCACUUGAUCAUAAAAUAGAUAAGUAAAAGUAUGUUUUAAUUAGUCUCCCUUGGUCUUGUAUUAAAACUAUGAUUUUGAACCCAUUGACAAAAGUAGGCCAGAAUCACAUAUUUUUUAGCUCUCUAGUGCAUUUCAGAACUAGUUUAUACUUUAAGACUCGCAUGGUUAUUGUGGCCUACUUUAUACCUUCUUUCAGCAACUGGGAAAGCACACUGAAUUACCUUUUCUGUGGUUGGAGAGCAAGUUGUCUGACAAGACUGUCUAGUGACAGAAUCUCACAUUCUCUGUAACACUCUGAAGACUUUGAAAACAGAGGGACCGGAAUUUGGCUGGGAGAAGUAUCAUUCCUGAGAGCUCACCUAUAGUUUCUUUAAAUUACUUAUUUUAUCAUCUUUUGCUGCUACAUUCGUAUAAAAAAAAAAAAAAACAUUGGGUGUAUUUAUAUGUUUGGUUUGUGUAAUAUACUUCACAGUUUGUUGGAAAUACUAUCUUAAAAAUUAAUUAUAAAUAACAUAAGAACAUCAGAAGUCAAAGUACAAUAUCCCUUGUAAUUGAGAAAUGGGAAAUAUUCAGUUCUGUGCCAAAAUGUUUUGCAAGUUUCUACCCUCUGGACUGGUGAUGAAGAAUUCUGUUGUAAAUCAGGAUGUACAGGGUGGUUGACUAAAGUGCUGCUUGAAUAUUUUAUGCAAUAGUUCUUUUUUUCUUUUUCUUUGCUGAACAGUUACAUCAGAACUGAAAAUUUUAUACUGUAUUACAGUAGUAGCCUUGUAAUUUGACAUACAAUGUCAGCAGCUAGAAAGUAUCCUGAAUCAGUUCUCUUAUUUGGUAUGAAAGUUAUUUUAGUACAUUAAUACAAUUUUCAUUAAUUAAUGCCUUUGGUAGCAUCUGCUGUACAUUUUCCUGUUUGUAAAACAGUGUAAGCUAUUUCAUUUUGGAUAUUACAUGCCCAAAAUGUAUGUUAAUAAAAUUCCAAGCAUUGUAAAGAA
Protopterus annectens (West African lungfish) is the source of this 7432-nucleotide messenger RNA. It is a transcript of the gene UBN2, whose product is annotated as ubinuclein 2. NCBI's taxonomy places the organism in Eukaryota, Metazoa, Chordata, Ceratodontiformes, Protopteridae. The transcript is spliced from 15 exons. The record is from RefSeq and is a predicted model, not a curated record. Bases 419 to 3886 code for a protein of 1155 amino acids. Gene Ontology annotation, cellular component: nucleus.